AGCGUGUUCUACAGAACAUGGGGCGGAGAUACUGGUGAAGUGAAAGAGGAGAAUGCAAAGGGAGACAGAAAGGGGGUAGGAGGGGGACACAGAGAAACAGCAGUUCAGCACAAGAUGGCUACGGUUCCUUUCGGCAUGAAUCCUGAGUCACACUGUUUGCCAAAUAGACGUAUGCUUUUACUGGGAUAUUGCGGAUCUGGCAAGACCGCAUCCUGCAUCACCAUUACUGACCAAAAGGAGGUACAGGAUAUGGCACAUACCGAAGAGCCCAUUCUCUGCACAAAGACAUUUGGAAGCAGGCUCAUUAAUGUGGUGGACACUCCUGGGUGGACUAUGGAUGAUAGAGAAGCAGCAGAAGAAAAGCUGGACAGCCAGAACUCCACAGUGGCCCACAUCAGGCACCUGUGUUAUCCGGGCAUCCAUGCUGUGCUGCUGGUGGUGCCAAUCGGACAGCCAUUUACUGAACACCACAGGAAGGGCAUGGUGGAUCGUGUGGAAGCAGCUGGGACAGAUGUAUGGAAAUUCUCUGUAGUAUUAUUCACCAGAGCAGACAGACUUUGGGGCAAUGGUGUAGAAGAGUUUAUCACAGAAGGAGGAAAUGCUCUUCAGGGACUGGUGGAAAAAUGUGGGAACCGAUACCAUGCUCUGGACAACACUUGCACUGACAACAGCACACAGGUUAAUGAGCUCCUGCAAAAGGUUGAAGAGAUGUUGCAGGAGAAUGAAGGAUCCUUCUUUGCAAUGGAUGAAAUGAUUGACACACCUUCAAGAGAAUGGAUGUUGCAAGGAGAGGUGGGAGAGCAAAUGAUCACAGGUGAUACAGAGGUGACAUCGCCAAUGUUUAGAUCACCACCACGAGAGUUGCGCAUAUUGUUAGUGGGAUGGCAAGGUUCAGGCAAAAGUUCAGCAGGAAACAUGAUCUUGGGUGGACGCAAGUUUGAAUCAGGUUGUCAUACUGAAGUCUCCUUGCGCCGUCAGGCUCAUGUUAAUGGACGUCGUGUGACAAUAGUGGACACACCAGGGUGGGACUGGUUUUCUGUCCAUCGCACACCUCGUCAUGUCAAAAAAGAAAUCAAACGAGGGGCAGGGCUCCUUCACCCCGGCCCACAUGCACUCCUGCUGGUCAUUCCUGUUAUCUCCACUCUUACUUCCAGGAAGAGACGAGCUCUUGAGAGCCACCUGGAGAUGUUUGGUGAGGAUGCCUUGCUCCAUACCAUGGUAUUGUUCUCUUGUGGUGAUUGGCUGGGCUGCACACCAAUCGAGGAGCAGCUCCAAAGGGAUGGUGGGCAAUUGCUGAGUCUGAUGGAGCACUGCUUGAACUAUUAUCAUGUUCUUGAUAGCACAAAUGCAAAGAGAGGUCAAGAACAGGUGGGUGAGCUUCUGCUAAAAGUGGAGGAAAUGGUGGCACAGAAUGAAGAACAGCCAUUCUUACCUGUUAAAUUGCAUGAAGAACAGGACGACGAAGCAUCAUGUGAGAAAUGCAUUCUGCAGUGAAAAACCAAAUUUGGAGCCCUGUUACAACAAAUCUUUACAUACUACACACUACACAAUGGUUCACUUUCAUAUUCAAGCUGGAGUUAUUUUUCAUCAUGAAUAUGGUUAGCAUAUUUGCUGCAAUUACUCAAAAGUAGACAAAAAUAAUGUGAAUGUAAAGACAGGGUAAAUAAAAUGGCCAAAGUGAAGCUACUUGAAUUAAAAUAAGUGAGGUAUGCACAAAAUUUUUUAAAGAAUACCAUCAUUACUAAUUAUCCAAAAUGCUUUAUUUUUCUGUAUCCUAAGUGUCUGUAAUCAUAAAACAAGAUGCAUGUUUGGGCAGUUUACUGACAAGCUACAUCAUUACCAUUGCUAUACAUUCUUAAUGGAAAGGUCUUAAUGUAUUUUGUGACAUGAAUAUUGCACUGUCUGCUAUUUUAGUCUAUGAAAUGUUAUUCACCUACAGUAGUGUUAAAAGGAUAUUUUGGUGAAAAAAAAAAUGCUCCUUUGACAAACAGUGGUGGCCAAAAGUAAUUGAACAAGUGAAAUUCAAUGUUUAAAUGACAAAGUUUUAAAAUAAUGACCAUUAAGAUAUGAAUAUUUUAUUUUAUGCAAUGAAAAUUGAUAUUCAACAAUCAAUAUUCUUCAAAACCUGCUGGAUCCGGCUCAGCACAGAGUUUUUAAAAAAAGUAAAAAAUAAACACUAUAGUACUCCCCUGCUCAUGUAUGGAAAUUUGCCACAUAAAUUCACAAUUCACUUUAGCUAUACAUUUGCAGAGGUGACUAACCUUGCUUCAUAAAUGAAAGCUAAUUUUAAUGGGCACAACUCUUUAGCCAAAUCAGCUAGAACUGAUUAGUGGCAUGACCUGUUUUGUGCACAGGGAGAACUAAUACAUGGCAUAUAUUGUCCUAAUACUUUGGUGACCACUGUACAGUAGCAUUAUACUCAAUAUCAGGGCAUUGUGUGCCUCCCAGCAAUCAUAAAUAAAGCACUUAUUUUGUGUCAAAUCUAGUUAAAUUUUGCUACUGCAUAUUUUGCACGUACAAUUUUUUGAAAGAAAUAAAGCUCAACUUUUAAACAA
This is a messenger RNA of Clarias gariepinus (North African catfish), 2555 nucleotides long. Its product is annotated as GTPase IMAP family member 8. Gene Ontology annotation, molecular function: GTP binding. Bases 115 to 1494 code for a protein of 459 amino acids. Lineage: Eukaryota; Metazoa; Chordata; Actinopteri; Siluriformes; Clariidae. The transcript is spliced from 4 exons. The record is from RefSeq and is a predicted model, not a curated record.